Messenger RNA from Myotis daubentonii (Daubenton's bat), 3275 nucleotides. It is a transcript of the gene ENPP5, whose product is annotated as ectonucleotide pyrophosphatase/phosphodiesterase family member 5. Lineage: Eukaryota; Metazoa; Chordata; Mammalia; Chiroptera; Vespertilionidae. The record is from RefSeq and is a predicted model, not a curated record.
GGGGCGGAGCCGGCGGCGGGGACGCGGUGCUGGUCAGGUGCUCCGCGCUGAGGUUGCGUGCGGGUGAGCGGCGGCGGGUUCAAGGGGUCCCCCAGGUCCCCGCCACCGUCCCCGCUAUUGCCCCGGGUCUGAGGAAGGGAGCCCCCUGCAGAUCCUGCCUCGCGUUCCCCCAAGCCGAUGCGGACGGACCGGAUCGUUGCGAAGAUUAUCUUAUGCUGAACUGACCAAGCACUUUGAAAAUGACUUCAAAACUCCUCUGCGCAGCCUUCAUACUUGCUGCAUUAACACUUUCAAUUACAUUUUCUCUCCAACCAGAUCAGCAAAAGGUUCUACUAGUUUCAUUUGAUGGAUUCCGUUGGGAUUACUUAUAUAGAGUUCCAACGCCUCAUUUUCAUUAUGUUAUGAAAUACGGUGUUCAUGUGAAGCAAGUUACUAAUAUUUUUAUUACGAAGACCUACCCUAACCAUUAUACCUUGGUAACUGGCCUCUUUGCAGAGAAUCAUGGGAUUGUUGCAAAUGACAUGUUUGAUCCUAUUCUGAACAAAUCUUUCUCCUUGGAUAACAUGAAUAUUUAUGAUUCUGAGUUUUGGGAAGAAGCAACACCAAUAUGGAUCACAAAUCAGAAGGCUGGACAUACCAGUGGUGCAGCCAUGUGGCCCGGCACGGAUGUGAAAAUCCAUGAGAGCUUUCCUACUCACUACAUGCUUUACAAUGAGUCCGUUUCAUUUGAAGAGAGAGUGGCCAAAAUUAUUGAAUGGUUUACAUCAAAAGAGCCCAUCAAUCUUGGUCUUCUCUAUUGGGAAGACCCCGAUGACAUGGGCCACCAUUUGGGACCUGACAGUCCACUCAUGGGGCCUGUCAUUUCAGAUAUUGACAACAAGUUAGGAUAUCUUAUACAAAUGCUGAAAAAGGCAAACUUGUGGAACACUCUGAACCUAAUUAUCACAAGUGAUCACGGAAUGACCCAGUGUUCUGAGGAGAGGGUGAUAGAACUCGACCAGUAUUUGGAUAAAGAGCACUACCUGCUGAUUGACCAAUCUCCAGUAGCAGCCAUCCUGCCCAAAGAAGGUAGAUUUGAUGAAGUCUAUGAAGCACUAGCUCAUGCUCAUCCUAAUAUGACUGUUUACAAAAAAGAAGAGAUUCCGGAAAGAUGGCAUUACAAAUACAACACCCGGGUCCAACCAAUUAUAGCAGUGGCUGACGAAGGGUGGUACAUUUUACAGAAUAAGUCAGAAGGCCUUAUGUUAGGCAACCACGGUUAUGACAAUGCGUUAGCAGAAAUGCAUCCAGUAUUUUUAGCCCACGGUCCUGCCUUCAGAAAGAAUUUCACAAAAGAAGCUAUGAACGCCACAGAUCUGUACCCGCUGCUCUGCCACCUCCUCGGAAUCCCCGCCCUGCCACACAACGGGUCUCUCGGCAGCGUCCAGGAUCUGCUCAGGCCAACAGCUCCGAGGACAGUGACUCACACACAGAGCCCUCCACCCCACCAGGGUAGUGGCAAGCCAGGAGAACACGAGCAAGAGUCGAACGCUUAUUUCAUAGGGGUCUCUCUCGGUAGCAUUAUAGUUAUUGUAUUUUUUAUCACUUUCUUUAAACAUUUAAUUCGCAGUCAAAUACCUGCCUUACCAGAUAUGCAGGCUGAAAUAGCUCAACCAUUAUUACAAGCCUAAUGCUACUUACAAGUGGAGAUUGAGCAAUUAUGUCAGUGUUUAAAGGUUUCAUAUUGUAGAAAACCACCUGGAGACAUUUGCACAGACCCGAAAGCAGUGAUAUACAUAUUCAGGCACAGUCUUUCUCACACAUGCGCACACAGAGAUGGACCAAAAUACACAUACCUGCAAAGGAUUCCAAAUGUGGAAGUAUGUUUCCAUUGUUCUGUCUGGCGUAGGCAGAGAGAAGAUCCUGCUCUAUUUGGACUUGGCACAUACAAUGUAUAUAUUUAGCAACUUUGCACUAUUUCAAGUACCUUAUAUGUUGCACUUUAAGUUUCAGUCCUAAUGGGUACUUUUAUGUGAAAUGCACUUUCUUGACAAUUGCGUCUUAUAACUUGGUUGCAAAAGACAACUUUUUACCCCAUGUCACAGAAUACUUGUCAUUCAAACUGAAUGAAGUUUCAGAUCAUUCCCCAAUAAUGUGAAAAAUGUACUUAAGUUUUAGUUUGCUGGAGAGCAAGAAGAAAUUGAAAACUGUUGAAAAUUCAAUGGGAUCACCUUUGUGUAUUGAAUUUUGGAGAGACUGCAUUCCUAACAUGAGGAUGUAUCUGGGCAUUCAUUGUCCUAUUUCUUUCCAAAGGACUUAGGUUUUCAUUUUAUCCCCCCCCCCCCCCCCAAAAAAAAAAAUUCAAUUAACUGGCAGAUUCAUACUAAACAUAUUAUUUCUAUCAUAAAAUCCAUUGUUGCUAUUUCCUGAUUGGUCAUUUUACUCUGAUGUUUUAUAACACUGUGAAUAUCCAUUCCUUUCCCUUUGGUCUGGCACUGGCCCAAGUAUUAGAGAUGGGCGUCAGCUCAGCAAUGUUUUCCCGUGUUCUCUAAUUAUUUGCUUGUUUGAAAACUAAAUCAUUAAUUACAUUAUAAUCAAAUUAGAUAAAACAAUGUUUGUUUUAUUCCUGGUAACCCAUAGUAAAAGAGCACAAGCAUCUUUUAGAUGUGAAUAUUUGAAGAUGCAGAAUUAGCCUAAACUCUACUAGGUAAAAUGUACAGGCACUAGAAAAUAUUGUGAUUUCAUGUAUAAAUAUACACCAACUGGCUAAAUAGGAAAAAUGGGAAAUGUAUUUCAGAAAGAAAGGAUAAGUUAGGUGUAGAGAACAAAAGUGGCAGAGUUAAAAAUACAAUUGAAUUUAAGUGCUUCCUAAAUUGCGGUGGGAGAAUUAUUUCUUAAUGUCAAUAAAAAAUGUUAGCACCUAAUUCACAUUUCAUUAUAGAACCUCUUAAUAGUAUAAAAUGGAAUCACUGGAAAUGUACCAUAGAUUUAAAAGCUGAGAAGUUAAAUGGUAGGUAACAAACUCAAGAAGUCUAAACUCCAGAUUAGAGAUCUUAGAAAUGAGACGGGUCACGCUGGCUUGCUUUGUAGCUAUGAACUUGCCUGCAUUACCGAGAUGCCAAUAUUAACAACUGAAAGAAAUUUGUCUGUUUAAAAGCAUUACUACUCAAGUGCUAUCUGUACAUUGAAUCGGUACCAUUAAAUUCACUUUAGAAAGUGCUAUUAACCUUAUUAGUAAGAAGAAAGUAAAUUCUGUAACUUUGAUGAAAUUAUUAAAAUUCUGAUGGAAGAUUUGA